Molecule: messenger RNA, 447 nt
Organism: Lineus longissimus
Lineage: Eukaryota; Metazoa; Nemertea; Pilidiophora; Heteronemertea; Lineidae
Product: transmembrane protein 74B-like
Exons: 1
Coding region: 1-447 (148 amino acids)
Source: RefSeq, a predicted model, not a curated record
AUGGCUCCACCUAGCGAAAGCAAACAGACUACAAGAGAUUGUAGCUCUUUCCGAGUAGACCCAAGAGACGACCCGUUGGAUUGCAUCAGUAUUUUUGCGUUGGUCGUUCUGGCCUGUGGUAUCAUUCUGGUCAGUGCUGGGUACCUUGUACCGCGGGACCACGCCAUAGACCCGAAGCUUUCAGCUAGAGAGAACGAACAACUCGGCCUACAUUAUGCAAAGUUAGCUUCAGAUUUGGAUAUCUGUAUCAUUACGGGUAUGGUGUUCGUGGGCCUUGGCGGUGUGACAAUGGCGGUGUUACUUAUAGCCGUCCUCUGCCGAGGCGAACUGAACGGUAGCCCACAACCAAAACGUCCAUCGUACGGGGCACGGGAGACGACAGAGUCGUCUUCCACGAGACAGUUAUUCCAAAUGGCAGAUGUAGAAAAUGCUGGCGAAGGAAGAUGA